GCUAAUAAGCUAAUACAAGCUCACUUGGCAUAUUACUUACAUACAAUCUAUCUAUCUAUCGCUGACGUCCGUCGCCCCCCUGAUUCUUACAGUACUUAUAUACUUAUUAUCUGUCCCUUCCCGAUGUCAAAGUGAUUAGAUCUUGGCUAAUUUUUUGUUUGUUUGUUUCCUAUCGGCGUGGUAUUAAAUACAACUCAGGGCCCCGCUGUGCAAUUAUAUAAAUACAAGCCAAGAAGAUAUAUUCACGCCUACCUACAGUCUACAACCCACAACAUCCACGACCUACCUAGGAGAAGAGAAAAAGGGUACGAAAGUCAUACAGACAUAAUACAUAAAACACCAACUGCCUUACACAAGACAAUACAAGAUGGGAAGCUUCACUCUACGAACCGCUUUAACGGCCGUAGCCUCCGCUGCCGCCGCACUCGCCGCCCCGGCUGCUACAAGCAGCGCGACGCCAUGCACCACGGGCUCUCCCGUCGUGACGUCCGGAUACACUAUUAACUACGCACACGCGGUGCCAACGCCAGCUUUUGAGAACGGAUACCAGCCCGAGUCGGCCUGGUCUAAGAGCCAUGUCGUGGGUACUUACACAUUCGGUGUCCCAGAACCGGUCGAGUCGGGCUUCGCAUAUGCUCAGUUUAAGUGCCAGUACUUCUGCAAUGCCAAACCGGCCGGUAGUUUCUUCGUGAACUACGCCGAUGAUUCUAAGGUUGGGUCGUAUUGCACUUGUUUUGAUGAGCUGCUUCAACCCGAAAGCUUCGUCUCCAACAACCAGACUAUCGUCGGAGCCUGGAACCACAUCUGCGCUGCUUAAUAUCAUUCUUUAAGCCAGCGCAAAAAUGGGAAAGGGUGUACUUGGAAUGUUUUGGAGGCGCCUAAGGUUGUUUUUUUCGGGAGGCGUAAGUGUAUCUGAAUUGUUACGAUGCUCGAUAGCUAUGAUAGCAUAAUGUCCUCACAUCGAGCGUCGCAACGCGGAUAACGAGGGGUUAUUCCCAUAUUGAACGUGGCAAAAGGUGGUUGGUUUUGUGUUGUAUAUAUUUAUUAUUCGUCUGUGUAAAUUAUUUUCGCGGUGUUGUUACCAAUUGGCUGUUGCAAUGAUUGAGUCGUUGGUACGUCAUUUGAAUGUGAUCAGCGACAGUGAUGUUUUUUUUAUACCUGCGCACUAUCACCAGGGGUGAAUACUAUUUGCGAUAUCCAAUCGUAUGUCAUGG
Messenger RNA from Hypoxylon trugodes, 1214 nucleotides. RefSeq lists its product as uncharacterized. The transcript is spliced from 3 exons. The record is from RefSeq and is a predicted model, not a curated record. Lineage: Eukaryota; Fungi; Ascomycota; Sordariomycetes; Xylariales; Hypoxylaceae. The coding region runs from base 368 to 817 and encodes 149 amino acids.